Molecule: messenger RNA, 798 nt
Organism: Ochotona princeps (American pika)
Lineage: Eukaryota; Metazoa; Chordata; Mammalia; Lagomorpha; Ochotonidae
Product: mannose-binding protein A-like
Exons: 4
Coding region: 52-798 (248 amino acids)
Biological process (GO): positive regulation of phagocytosis; surfactant homeostasis
Cellular component (GO): rough endoplasmic reticulum; multivesicular body
Source: RefSeq, a predicted model, not a curated record
GGCUGUGCAAAAUGAGAAGUCAUUGUCUUCCUUGACCCUGAGGUGAGAACCAUGCACCUGUUUCCAUCCCUCUCUGUGCUAUUCCUGUGCGUGGCGAGAGCAUCUUUGGAAACGAAAACCUGCCUGGAUGCUGAGAAGACCUGCUCGGUGGUGGCCUGCAGUGUCCCAGUUACCAAUGGCACCCCUGGCAGAGACGGGAGAGAUGGCCCCAAGGGAGAAAAGGGAGAGCCAGGUCAAGGUCUCAGAGGCCUACAGGGCCCUCCCGGAAAAAUGGGGCCUCCAGGAAGCACAGGGGUUCCUGGAGCUCCAGGACUGAAAGGCCAAAAAGGAGACAGAGGAGACAAUUCUGCUAUAGAGGCUAAACUGGCUAACUUAGAGUCAGAGCUAAGGAACUUGAAAGCACAACUGGACUACACCAAAAAACUGCAGGCCUUCUCCUUGGGCAAAAAGUCGGGCCAGAAGCUCUACUUGACCAAUGGGGAAAAGUUGCCAUUUCAUAAGGUGAAGGAGCUGUGCGAAAGGCACCAGGCGACCGUGGCUACCCCCAGGAAUGCCAACGAGAACCAGGCCAUCCAGAAGGUGGCCAAGGACACCGCCUUCCUGGGCAUCACAGACGAGAAGAUUGAAGGCCAGUUCACCUAUGUGACGGGAGGCCAGCUGGCCUAUAGCAACUGGAAGAAGGAUGAACCCAAUGACCAUGGCUCGGGAGAGGACUGUGUGGUCCUCCUGCAAGACGGGUUGUGGAACGACAUCAGCUGCUCCUCCUCCUUCCUGGCUGUCUGUGAAUUCCAGGUGUGA